This is a messenger RNA of Lagenorhynchus albirostris (white-beaked dolphin), 2057 nucleotides long. RefSeq names its product multidrug and toxin extrusion protein 2-like. The record is from RefSeq and is a predicted model, not a curated record. Bases 4 to 1707 code for a protein of 567 amino acids. Gene Ontology annotation, molecular function: antiporter activity; xenobiotic transmembrane transporter activity. Gene Ontology annotation, biological process: xenobiotic detoxification by transmembrane export across the plasma membrane. The transcript has 17 exons. Gene Ontology annotation, cellular component: membrane. NCBI's taxonomy places the organism in Eukaryota, Metazoa, Chordata, Mammalia, Artiodactyla, Delphinidae.
GGAAUGGACGGCCCCCGGGACGUGGUCCCCCCGGGCCGAGGGAGCCGCUGCCCUGCCCUCCGCAGGCUGGUCCCUGUCGGCUUCGGGGCCGAGGCGAGGACGCUCGUUGUCCUUUCUGGACCCCUGUUCCUCUUCCAGAUGCUGAACUUCAUGACCUACGUUGUGAGCUCGGUGUUCUGCGGACACCUGGGCAAGGUGGAGCUGGCGGCAGUGACCCUCUCGGUGGCCUUCGUCAAUGUCUGCGGAGUUUCCAUUGGAUUUGGCUUGUCCUCGGCCUGUGACACCUUAAUGUCCCAGAGCUUCGGCAGCCCCAACAGGAAGCACGUGGGAGUCAUCCUGCAGCGCGGCGCGCUGGUUCUGCUGCUCUGUUGCUUUCCCUGCUGGGCGCUCUUCCUCAACACGCAGCACAUCCUGCUGCUCUGCAGGCAGGACCCGGCCGUGUCCAGGCUGGCCCAGGAGUACGUGCAUGUUUACAUCCCAGCGCUCCCGGCAAAUUUUCUUUACAGCCUGCUGGCCAAAUACCUGCAAAAUCAGGGCAUCAUGUGGCCCCAGGUCCUCAGCGGCGUCGUGGGCAACUGCGUCAACGGGCUGGCCAACUACAUCCUGGUUUCCGUGCUGGGCCUGGGGGUCAGGGGCUCGGCCUGUGCCAACACGGUCUCCCAGUUCACGCAGGCCGUCUUCCUGCUGCUCUGCGUCGUGAAGAAGAAGCUGCACCUGGACACGUGGGCAGGCUGGUCCAGCCAGUGCCUGCAGGGCUGGGGCCCCUUCUUCCGCCUGGCCGUGCCCAGCAUGCUCAUGACUUGCAUUGAGUGGUGGGCCUACGAGAUCGGGAGCUUCCUCAUGGGCCGGCUCAGCGUGCUCGACCUCUCUGCGCAGGCCAUCAUCUACGAGGUGGCCACUGUCGUCUACAUGAUUCCCAUGGGGCUCAGCAUCGCGGUCUGUUUCCGAGUGGGGACGGCCCUGGGAGCCGCAGACACCGUGCAAGCCAAGCGAUCUGCUGUCUCAGGCACCCUCUGCACAGUUGGCACCUCGCUGGUCGUGGGCACCCUGUUGAGCCUCCUGAGGAGUAAACUGGGCCACAUCUUUACCAAUGACGAGGAAGUGGUCGCCUUGGUCAGCAAGGUCCUGCCGCUUUACGUCGUCUUCCACCUGUUUGAGGCAGUCUGUUGUCUCUACGGUGGGGUCCUGAGAGGGACCGGCAGGCAGGCCUUCGGGGCCGUCGUGAACGCCGUCACGUACUACGUCAUCGGCCUCCCGCUGGGCGUCGUGCUGACCUUCGUGGUCGGGCUGGGGAUCACGGGCCUCUGGCUGGGCAUGCUGGCCUGUGUCUGCCUGGCCGCCGCGGCCUUCGUCAUCUACACCGCCUGCAUGGACUGGAAGCGGGCUGCGGAGGAGGUGCAGAAACGUGUGGGGCUGCCGCCCCAGGCCGCUGAGAGCACAGCCCCCAGCCUCAGACCCGGGCCUGAGAGAGCGGUCGUAUCUUCAGUGGCUACGGGCAGCCACCCUGGCGUGACCCUGACAAUGUACUCAAGGCCCGAGGCCCAUCUGGACCUCUUCGGGACUCCAGAAGCAGCCCAACCCCUGCCAGCUCCCCCUGGCAGACUUUCGGCCAAACAGCUGGCCAUCCGCCGAGGGGCUGCUCUGGGGGCAGCGACAGGCACGCUGGUGGUGGGGCUUGUCAUCAGGGUCCUGACUGCCAGGCCCUAGCAAGCAAGGAAGCAGAGUGGCUGCCCACCCCACAUCCUCAAAAACAGACCUUUAGCCAGUGCCUCGUGUGAUGUAACAGGUCUGAACUGCGGUUAACUGCUCUUUAGCAGACCUCAACUACCAGAAGACGAGGCUCCUGGGGUUGCUACCAUUAUUCAGUAACGUAAAUGGCUUCAAAUUGGAGAUUUCAAGUCAAAACAAAAUGGCAAAUGGCGCCGUUACAUUAAGAAGUACAUAUUUCUAGGCCGAGUCUGCCGCCCAAGUCUGUACACAAAGCCUUUGUGAAGCUCUGGAAAGGGGGCCAGUGGGCCCCGCGCGGAGACCCCCAUCUGCGUCCUGCCCACGCACCC